CGGCAGGCAGAGUUCUAAAUAUCGAGGCAUUUAAUCACUGAGCAUUGACCAGUCGUUACGGCAUUUAAUGUCCAGGAACAUUAGAGCACUGUUGAGUGUUGUAUGCUAAAUAUUCCAUAAAGUAGAUGCUGAAUAGGAAGUGUAUCGGAUAACGUUAGACUUUCAAAACGUAUCAUAUCUUGCCGUUGUUUAUCCCCUGAAAUGAAGUAAACAAAAAAUUCGCCAUGGGGUGCUGCUGCUGCAAAAUUAAGGGGCCAGCGGAACCUGCAUACACUAGACGUGCGCCAAUACAACCUCCCACUGAUGACUCUAAUGAUGUCCAAAUCAACAUCCCCAAGUUUGUGGAGUCACAUGUCGUUGAUCAGCUCGUCUUAGAGAUGCUGAGUGUUACUGCAUCAAGAACAGAUAAUGACCAAGAGUCACCUGUAGCUCUUGUGAAGCUGAAUGUGAUAGCAGACAAGGAAGAUGGUUGGAUACAGGUGGUGGCAUCUAUAGUGAACUGCAUUCCGCUGGAGAAUCCCUAUGGACCAACUGCCAUUUCAAUACUAGUGGACAGCUCCCCACUACCUGCAAAGGAUACUGUUAUAAAGCUCACGGAACUGUACCGUCUGUCGGAACGCCGUGCCAGCAUACCUGAUGUGGACGUGAAGAUUGAGAGGAACAUGUGCAUCGCCAUAGGCUGCAUCGCGGAGAAGCUGAUCGGCCCCAACAGCGUGGCGGUGAUGACCAAGAACACCCUGGACUACUUGUACACGUUCCUGAAAAAACAACAGGACCCUCGCAUAGUGCUGUACGCGUUAAUAGCGAUGCAGAACUUCGCUCACACCACCGAGAACAAGAUCACGAUAAAUAAGAUGAUACAAGAAGACGACGAAAACCCGUUUCUGGAGCUAGAGAAGCAUACCUAUAGCAAUGACUUCGUGUGGAGGCAGGUCGGAUUCUGCGCGGUUUGGGCAUUGGAUAAUUUGUUCGUCGUCGAAGGCAGGAAGCUCUCAUACGAGGUGACAGACAAUUCUCAGCUAAACGCGUUACUCAACGCACACGAUGCUAGCGAGUACCUGCAGAUCGCGAGCGACGGCCUCGAAGCGCGAUGCGACUCGUACUCGUUCGAGAGCGUCCGAUGCACGUUCCAAGUCGACGGCGGAUGCUGGUAUUACGAGGUGUUGAUCGUCACAGCCGGCGUCAUGCAGAUCGGAUGGGCAACCAAGAAUAGCUACUUCCAGAAUGAUGAAGGAUACGGCAUCGGCGACGACACCUUCUCAAUCUCGUACGACGGAUGUCGUAGGCAAGUAUGGUAUUGUGCCAAGCCGCUCUCAGUCACUCAGAUGAGGGCAUGGGUGCCUGGAGACAUACUCGGAUGCCUCAUAGAUGUCAGGAGAAAGGAAGUGGUCUUCUCACUGAACGGACAAAGGAUUUCGUCGUGCCGUCAGAUCUUUGAAGCGACCAGGACGGGUUUCUUCGCGGCUGCCAGCUUCAUGGCGUACCAGCAAUGCCGGUUCAACUUCGGCGCUGACGCCUUCAAGUUCCCGCCCCUGGACCGUAGGUACAACACCUUCAACGACUACGGCGAUAUCUCGGAGCAGCAACGCACGAUUCUGCCGCGGCGCAUAUACCUGCAGCAGCGUCGAUGUUCCAGCAUUAAGGAGGACGCGUGCACGCUGUGUUGCGACGAGCCCGCUGAGUGCGUGCUGGAGCCGUGUGGGCACGGUGGAUUCUGUUCUAUUUGCACGUCGCAGUUGAAAGACUGCCCGCUGUGCAGGGCUGACAUCAAGAACGUGCGUCGUGGGUCCUCGUGACCCGAAAGUGAUGAUUACGAUGAUGACGUUGAAGACAAUGAUGACUUCUACGAUGACGACGACGACGACGUAGACGAUGAUUACGAAUUUGAUUCUGAGCCUAAUAAUGAUGUUGAGUCUGAUGAUGACAAUAAACAUAAUAUCGAACUCAUUGACAAAGAACCGGAUAAUUAUAACGAUGGGAAUGUGCAGGAUAAUGAUGACGAACGUAAUGACACUGACCAAGAUGAUAGUUUUUACGAUGCUGAUGAGCAAGAUUAUUAUUUCAUCCUCGAUGGCAAUGAGCACGAUAAUGAUAAUGAACAUGAUGACAAUGAUCACGAUAAUGAUAAUGAACAUGAUGACAAUGAGCACGAUAAUGAUAACGAACAUGAUGAUAAUGAGCACGAUAAUAAUAACGAACAUAAUGACAAUGAAUAUGAUGAAAAUGUUGCUAAUGACCUUGAUGAUGAUAAAUCCCUUGAUGAACUUAAUGUGGAGGAUGUUGAAGUAAUCGAGUGACUAGUAGACCAAGUGUACUCUAUGUUGUAAGUGCUUCCAUAUUGAGAUCACAUCACAAGAUAGAGUACCAAGGCUACAGCCAUUUUGAAAUUUAAUAUUUAACUUAAAGUAUUUUAAAAAAGUAGUAGAUAAUCUUCUUGAAAUGGUAUCCAUUAAAAGUGUAGUUGUUUUAACUUGUAAUUAUAUAAUGUUCAACAUGGGAUUUUCCUAUCUAUACUAGAUGUUAUAGAGAAAAUAGUACUAAUACCCAUCGAAUGAUAUAUUUUUCUGGUUACAAAAAUGUGCUAUG
Molecule: messenger RNA, 2586 nt
Organism: Aricia agestis (brown argus)
Lineage: Eukaryota; Metazoa; Arthropoda; Insecta; Lepidoptera; Lycaenidae
Product: RING finger and SPRY domain-containing protein 1-like
Exons: 10
Coding region: 225-1796 (523 amino acids)
Cellular component (GO): cytoplasm
Molecular function (GO): ubiquitin-protein transferase activity; protein binding
Source: RefSeq, a predicted model, not a curated record